UCCAGCCACCGCCCCAGAUACGAGUUCAGCCACUUCCGGCCUUCCUCUUUGCUCGUCGGACGUGUCCUCUUGCCGACACUUGCCUGCACUUCCUUCUUUCAUUCUCGUCGCCGUUCUCGCUGAAUUUGUUUAAUUUCGGCCAAAUACGGAGCACGGUUCGCGGGGCAGCAGCGAGUAAUCAAACACUAGAAAUAUGCUGAUCGGUCUUGUGCGCGACUCAGUGCUGCAGUGCUUCUGUCACAGUUGCAAAGCACCCUUGGGCAUCGUAGCGGGAGAUAGAAGGGGCAAUGCGCCCUUUAAGAAGCCCAGCGGCAAAGGAAAGCCGCGGACCAAGCAACCGAAGAAAGUAAAGUUUAUCACAACCGAAAUUCGAUGCCAAGAGAAAUCCAAGGGUGGAUUGUGCUAUGAGGUAAUCUUAGCAGAGCCAACAGUGCCGAAGAGAGCACCGUCACCACCACAAACAAGUCCGACUCAACAAGUCCCUAUUGAAGACAAACUUCGAGCAGCGGAGGAAAGAAGACUUUCUUUGGAAGCUCAUAAGCUAGCUGCUCUUGCCGCUAAGCUUAGCAAAAUUGAAGAGGCAUCUCGUAAAAAAGAUGAACUUAGCGCCGCUUUCAUUGCCACGACUCGUGAAUCUUUAGAUGCUAAGAUGAAUAAUACGGAAGAGAAGCGAGAGGCUCAUAUUGCGGAAUUGAAGAACAAGUUGAAAGAACACUUAGAAAGUGUAGAGAAAACUCGUUUGAGUCUCGAACAACAGACUCAGGAGGUUCGUUGUGCGGUCGAAGAGAAGCUGAAAUCUGCCGCCGCUCAACGUGACGAGAAUAUUAAGAGGAUGCUAGAUCGUCUCAAAGAACAUGAGGAGCAAGUCGCCCGUGUGCGUCAAGGUAUAAGCGAGCGUGUGCAGCAACUUGAAUCGCAGAUUCAGGACAAGUUAGAUCAAGCUCACGAACGCCGCCAGAAUAUUGAACGCGAACAAAAAGAGAAGCUGCGCAAUCAUAACACUGUGAAGAUAGCAAAAGUGCGUCAGAUGGCGGAUGAGUGCGCCACGAGAGAACUUCUGGUGAAAAAGUUCGAAUUUGACAAGAGGGUUUCUACUGCGGAGCAGAACCGACAGCGAGAGAUUCAACGUCGUGUGCAGGCUAUUCGCCAGCAUGAGAGGCGCGCAGAGAUGGUAAGACAGAAUAAGGCAGCUUUGUCCGAGCAAUCUGCCCUGCCCGCUGAAAAGGAAACUGCCAGCUCUGGAUAAAUAUAACAUCAUUCUUGAUCGCGAUCCUCGUUAAAAUAUCUUUUCAUCGUUACCUAAUCGAGGAAAGAGGAGAGCGGGAUUUGAUUACUGGCUUGCAGAGUCAUUCACUGAUCAUCGGAGUUACGUGUUUAAACUUUGAAAUAAACUAAGGAGUUGCACUUGUUGUGCUUUACGAGACUCCAUUACGCUUUGUGCCAUUUUCGUUUGCUGGAAGAAAAUUAAGGAAGAAGCGAUUUAACCCUUUCACGUCUAACGCCGAAUAUCUGGCAUCCAUAAAAUGAUUUAUAGUGGCUACCACCAGAUAUAUCCGGUGUCCACAAAAUGAUGCACUCUUUACGCGUACAGUUUGCACUAAUGGCACGAUGACCCGUUCAUCGAUGGCGCACUGGUGACCAGUUUCGUCGUCGCGAAAGGGUUAAUAGUAGCUGGAGGGUUUUGCAAUUUUAACAGUCUUAUUUUAUUACAAUGAAUGGAGAGGCAAAUAUGUAGUUAGAUAAAACAUUCAAGAUGAUUAAAAAAGACAUUAUGGAAAAUUAGCCAAUUUUUUUUCUCACUUGCUACUUGUGCAAAAAAUAUCACUGCCUUUAUCUAACUACACACAUUUUUUUUUUAUUUUAAAUAUAUACGAAUACACGUACUAACAUCGGUUGAAAGAUACGACAUGUAAAGUAUUUUCAGUUGUAAUGUGCCUACCACUUAUACGAUGGUGGAUCUUCUAGAAAAUGGCAUUAAAAAUAUCCUAUACGUUUGUAAUCAAUUAUGUAUGUUGAAGCAACUAAUAUUUUAUAAUUUUUAUAAUGCUUGUUUCAGUACAUUUCCUUUUUUUAUGGCUAUGGUGUUGUUUAAUUAAUUACCCUGUUAAAAAAACUAUUCUGUUUGAAAUUAAAAAUGAUCAUAACAAUAAUCGAAGUCAAACAUUCUAAACUUUUGUAUCUCUAAUGAUUUCUUCAAUUUUCAUUAUUUUCUUUCUUAUAUAGCUUUUAGUGUUUUGUUCGUAAAAGUUUGCUUUUAUUCAUAGAAUAAUGAUAGAAUAUUAUCGCUACAAUUAGAUUUUAAGUGGUAAUUGCGACCAUAUGUGUGUACACAUACCAUAUAUGAUAAUUAUAUGUGUAUGGUAUGUGCCAACAUGUAAGCACAUUUAUAAUAUAUAGUGCUUUAUACUAGGCUUGAAAACUUUAAAAACAUUUUGUACUCGAUCAUUGUAAUAUUACUGCGCUAACUGAACAAGAACAUUCACAAAAUAUGUAGUCUAAUUGAAUAUGAUAAUAUGAUGCUUCUGUGAUGACUUAAUUAUUUGUCAAAAUGUGUAGUGUUUAAGUGAGAAUGUGAAAGAGAGAAAGGAGGAGAGAAAGACAUUUGAUUCCUCUAUGCUCGUAUGGAUACCGUGGCUAGGGGCCUUAAUUUUGUUUAUAUUAUAUAUAUCAUCGCUGGAAGUAUUUGAAAAUAUAAGAAAAACCGUACCGGGGCGAAGUUUACACGAAAACUUUCCUUCUCGUAAUAAAAUAGCCAGCUGAUGGUUCCUCGGCCUUCUUAGAUACUCGUAUGUAUAUAUGUUAUAUAUAUAUAUAUAUAAUGAGGAUACCAUAAACGGAAGGAAACUUUUAGCUCUGGUCACGGUAUCUUCAUAAAAUAAAAGGGGUAAAAAAAAACAAGUCGCAGUGAUAUUGCAACCGAUACCCUACGAUCUUAUAUAUUGAAACUACACAUAAAAUUUUUACAAGGGGCUAUUACAGAAGUGUUAAUGCGAGACAAAAUAAAUUAC
Molecule: messenger RNA, 3008 nt
Organism: Frieseomelitta varia
Lineage: Eukaryota; Metazoa; Arthropoda; Insecta; Hymenoptera; Apidae
Gene: stai
Product: stress response protein NST1
Exons: 7
Coding region: 194-1246 (350 amino acids)
Biological process (GO): microtubule depolymerization; neuron projection development; regulation of microtubule polymerization or depolymerization
Cellular component (GO): neuron projection; cytoplasm
Molecular function (GO): tubulin binding
Source: RefSeq, a predicted model, not a curated record